AUGCCGAUGAGCAACAACUACGCGAUGGAGCCUGCGCCGGAGAUGCAGCGCCUUCGGCCGCGCCAGACACCCUCAGUCUCCUCGGUCUCCACGAUACGCGGCGACCCCUUUUCGAACCAGGGUCAGGUCGGGUCCCACGCAGGAUUGUUUCAUGGGCAAGCCUCCAGCUCUCAGAUGCCUCCUGUACCUCCUGCGCGGACAUCAUCCCUCCUCCCCAUGCUGCCAGGCAGUCCACUCAACCAUCUCCCCCUCAAUCCCGGCUCACCAUCCUCCCGGCGCGUGCCCGCCCUCCAGGUGAUCCACCCCACACCGACGAAAAAGAAGGGUCGACCUCGGUCGACCGCCUCGGGCGACACAGCUAUAGCUGCUAGCCCAACGAGACGUCCGAUGUCUGCAGCGAGCAGUCAGGAUGCAAUGGCGGCAGAUGAGCCAAUGGAUGACGACAGGGAGGAGGCGAAGAAGGCGCGGGCGAGGGAAAAGGGGCGGGAACGACAGCGGCGAAAACGCGAGCGAGAUAAGGCUGUGAAGCAAGCUACCAAGCAUCUCACUGCUUCGACCACGAGCCUCACGUCCAUGUCGGUCCCGUCGUCCGUUUCGUCGACUUACUCCUCUCUUCCCCACACCCAAUCCCUGUACUCCCUCUCAGCCUCCCCCAAUCAAUCCUUCGCAUUCUCCACAUCCUCCACCUCGCUCUCUGGCCAGUCUUCAACAAACGUCCUCCUCACACCCGCUGUCGCUCCUGACGCCAUCUACACUGGCAAAAUCAAAUCCCGUCGAAAUUCCCCUGCUCCCCCUAUACCCCAUACAGUAACGGACGAUCACGUGUCGAAGCGUCGAAAGUCCGAGCCUGAACCAGACGACUUCCGACUGGGACUGGGCGUCUCUCUUCCUUUCACUCAGGACGGCAACAGCACCAUCCGGGGCCGCCCGAGGCCACACCGAACGGCUUCGUUUGCGCCUACCGAGGUGUCGACCUGUACCUCGGCCGCGGAGCCGGACUCAUCCGACUGGGGAGCGAGAUCGCCCACUCCGCCUCCCGUGCCUCGGCCGGCCCGUGCGGAAGUCGUCACAAGACAGGGCCAAUUCUUCGCGUCUACCUUGAUCCUGGCAUGCGAGAUGUCGGGGUUGGCGGCCUCGCUAGAGGCAUCGUUGAAGCUGGGCAAGAAGGAGCUGGAUGGAAUGAAGGAGGAGCUCGGGGCGGUGUAUGACAGAUGGGCAAAGAAGGUGAUGGAGCAGGAUAUGGGGAAGGUCUCACUGGAUGAGCCCAUCGAAACAGAUCAGGCUACCUCAACGCCUCAACGACCUAGAGCAGAUACGCUCUCGGGUCCGCCUGGUCCCCCUCCGCAGGCUGCUCACGGCCGUACCCGCUCCGUCUCGUCCGCAUCCAUGCUUGCUCGCGGGCUCGUACUCAACCCCAUCCCCGGUCCUCCAUCCCAUCCUCAGCCCAAAAACACCUGGGAAAGCAAGGUCCAGGGUCAGGGACCUGGGUCGGACUCGCCAACCAACUCAAAUCUACAAACCCCGAGCACCGGUCAAGGCACGUCUUUCAUUAUUCCGAACCACGACCCGGUGCCAACUGUAAAUAUGCCGCAGGGGCAGGGUCACUGGCGGAAUCACACAGAGCCUAUAACGGGGUACGACUACCAGAUGGAGUGGAAGGCUGGAACAGGGGGCCUGGAGAGUCCUCUGACGGUCGUCAAGCCGAGCAGGCCGUCGACUGCGGGUCCGGCAGUCACCGCGGGUGCUGCCAAGCCGACCGUCUCGCCAACAGACUCGAGUACCACGCCUCCCCUUUUACAACCCCUCGGUCCCCCGGCCGUACCGCAGUCCCAGCCAGCUGCUGCCACGCCUACAGCCAUGGCGUCGCACCCGGUUCAAUACCAAUACCGGAACUUCGUGCCCGCCCCAAACGAUGCCCGGAUGUACCAUACUAUGCCUCAGCAGCCCAUGUACUAUCCACCUCCCCACGCCUAUCCUCCGCAAAAUUACACCCCGGGCCCUUCCCCAUACCCUACCGGUCCAUGGACACCCACCCCCACUUCCCGGCCCGCUGCCUUCCGCCAUGGCAUGGUGCUCACCCAUCCCUUCACACCCGGGACUCCCAUGACGCUGAUGGGCGGAAACGAUACUCCCAUGUACUACAAUCCUGCAAUCUUGGCACAGCAGACUGCCACUCUUGCUACGCCAGACGGAACGCCGCAGGGCACGCCCCAUCACAAUAUGGUGGGGCUGCCGCCUUUGCCAAUGCCACAGAACGCGGUCAUUGAGCAGGUCGGGGAGGGGACUGGGUCUGGCGGAGUGAUGGGACACAACGGAGGACGGGAAGGCAUGGUUGUUGGUGGGGACAUGGGAGGUGGGGCUUCCGGCCCGCCCAUGGCCAACGGACCUAUGCGGACGGGGGAUGACGGCUUGGCUAUAGGCGCCAAGAUGUUUGGGUUUGGGUACAACUACUCGGCCUGA
Molecule: messenger RNA, 2460 nt
Organism: Dioszegia hungarica
Lineage: Eukaryota; Fungi; Basidiomycota; Tremellomycetes; Tremellales; Bulleribasidiaceae
Exons: 4
Coding region: 1-2460 (819 amino acids)
Source: RefSeq, a predicted model, not a curated record